AUGAUUUCCCUCCACCACACCACAAGCUCAAGAAUCGGCUCAAGGAAGUCCACAGCAACAAGACAGCGAGUCUCGCGCGCUUGCGACCGCUGCAACCAGUUGCGCACAAAAUGCGACGGCCAGACACCCUGCGAACACUGUGUUGUAUUUGGCCUCGACUGUGAAUACAAGCGCGAACAGAAGAAGAGAGGAAAGGCCUCAAACGCAUUCCUCUCCCGCCAGAAGCAGCGCCCAUCAAUCAGCAGCAGCAUCGACGGGCUCGAGACUCCCCUUCGCUCCCCUGCCAUGAUCAACACCUCCAGCUCCUCCUCCUCCGCCGAUAGCAGUGUCGCGAGCUCACCAAACUCGCUCCCACCUUCACCACUCUUCAACAUUGCCUCAGACGAUGACAAGCUCGACCCCAGGCUACAAUUCAUCAAGUCUGAAAACAGCGAAAGCUACUUCUCGUCAAACUUCUUCUACCACAAGUCGCCCGAAGCCCCCUCGGCGCAUUUUGACGACACCCCCGACUCCUCGUUCAUGCUACAGCCAUGGGGGAACCGCUUCGCAGACACCUAUGACCCACCCACACAGCACCCGUCGCCCACCACAACCGCGCCAACAUCACCGUAUGUGCCGCUGUGCGCAAGCUGCCAUGUAAACCCCAGCUCGAGGCUAUACCCGGCGUCGAUGUUCUGGCUGCAAAAUGGCGCAUCAACCUGCUCAUUCCCGUAUCCGGCUGAGGAUGAGGGUUUCGAGUUUGGUUCGUCUGAGGAUGGGUCGAGGAAGGGGAGCCUAUAG
This is a messenger RNA of Morchella importuna, 780 nucleotides long. RefSeq lists its product as uncharacterized. Gene Ontology annotation, biological process: regulation of DNA-templated transcription. Gene Ontology annotation, molecular function: DNA-binding transcription factor activity, RNA polymerase II-specific; zinc ion binding. The transcript has 3 exons. Bases 1 to 780 code for a protein of 259 amino acids. The record is from RefSeq and is a predicted model, not a curated record. Lineage: Eukaryota; Fungi; Ascomycota; Pezizomycetes; Pezizales; Morchellaceae.